GCAGGGGCUGGACUGGGAGGAGAAAUAGAUAAACUAUUAAAACAGAAAGGAAAAAAAAAGAGAGAGAGAAAUUCCAAGCACUGAUCUGGCCGGUCGGGUCGGCUCAAGCAGGAGGCGACAAGCAGGAAGCCUGCGGCUGGGGAAGCUCCAAAGGCCCACCCCACCCUGCGUGGACUUUGCCUCCCCCGGAAGACGCCGUGUGAGAUGCUGGCAGCACCCGCGCCUGUUACCUGAACACGCCAUGGCAGACCUUUGCAGUGUGCCCCCCGAAAUCCUGGUGCCAGCUGCCAACGAGACACUGGACCUGGUGCUGGGGAGCCAGGUCGAGCUGAACUGCACUGUACGCUGGGUGGGCACCGAGCACUGCCAGCCCAUUCCUGCCUGGAGCAAGGAUGGGCAGUGGCUGGGCAACAGGAGCAGCCGGGACACCGUCUGGUCUGGCCAAAACUCCUCGGAGCAUCUCCUGGCCAGCGUCCUGCAGCUCAACCUCACCCAUGAUGCCGAUUUCGGGGUGUUUGCCUGCUGGUUCAGCAAUGCCACAGCCACCUUCACCCUGCAGCGAGCAGAGGCGGCAGGGCACGUGCCAGCAGUGCUGGCAGCCCUCCUGGUCCUGGUGUUCCUGGUGCUGCUGGCUGUGCUCUAUGUCCAGUGCCGCCUGAAUGUGCUCCUCUGGUACCGGGACCGCUACGGAGAGCUGGAGAUGAACGAUGGGAAGCUGUACGAUGCCUACAUCUCCCACGCCACCGCCCCUGAUGACCGUAAGUUCGUCCACUUCAUCAUGAAGCCGCAGCUGGAAAACCGCCACGGCUACAAACUCUUCCUGGACGAGCAGAACAUCCUGCCCAACUCAGAGCCAUCAGCUGACCUCAUCAUGAACGUCAGCCGGUGCCGGCGCCUCAUCGUGGUGCUCUCAGUCGCGUACCUGGAGCAGGACUGGUGCAGCAGCAGCUUCAGGGAAGGGCUCUGGAGGCUGCUGGAGCUUUCCAGGAAACCCAUCUUCAUCAUCUUCGAGAGCCAGUACCGGGAGAUCACUCACCCUGCCAUCACCCUGCUGAAGCAGCACCGAAGCGCCGUCACCCUGCUGGUGUGGAGAGCCAGCUCCAUGACCCCAUCGUCGGACUUCUGGAAGGAGCUGUGCCUGGCCCUGCCGCGCAAGGUGUCCUUCCCGGGGAGCGUGGGGGACCCGCAGACCCAGCUGCAGGAGGACAAGGACCCCAUGCUGAUCCUGCACAGCAGCUACCUGGACAGCGCAGGAGACCUGGACCCGGACGGGGACCUCGGCACAGGCCUCCGCGGGCGUGUCUUCGGAAGCCCCCUGCCGCCCCGCCUGGGUGAGCGCAGUGCUCCCAGGGCUCCAGCAUCCAGUGGGAUGGAGGAUGCGCAGCUGCAGGACAGGCAGCGCUCCGAGCUCGACGUCUCCGAUCUGGGAUCGCGCAACUAUGGCGCCCGCACAGACUUCUACUGCCUGGUGACAGAGGAUGACGUCUGAGCAGGACCUCAGGUGUCCCCCAUCCCUGUGGGGACACAUGGACCAGAUCGGGCCGAGGAGCCUGGGAGUUACGGGAUCAGAGCCAUGGCCAUGCUGGGAAAGCAGGAGCUGGCUCCAAAGUGGAAAACUGGAAAACCAUCGCCAGGAGCACCCUGCCCGUAAUACCUCAGUGCCAUCUCUGGGUGCCACCCAGCUGGCUGGGCCCUGUCCCUUGCAGUGGGUGGCAGGGGCGUGCUUCCUGCGUGAUGGACAAGUGCUGGCAUGGGUGAUGCUCUCCAAGGAAAAACAUGCCCCAGCCCCAGGGAGUGCCUGACAGGAGUGGAGUUAGCACCUUUGUCCCAUAUGGAAACCCCUGUGAUAAUAAAAGGCUGCUGCACCCA
Molecule: messenger RNA, 1869 nt
Organism: Prinia subflava (tawny-flanked prinia)
Lineage: Eukaryota; Metazoa; Chordata; Aves; Passeriformes; Cisticolidae
Gene: SIGIRR
Product: single Ig and TIR domain containing
Exons: 10
Coding region: 242-1489 (415 amino acids)
Biological process (GO): signal transduction
Source: RefSeq, a predicted model, not a curated record